This is a messenger RNA of Closterium sp. NIES-67, 2835 nucleotides long. NCBI's taxonomy places the organism in Eukaryota, Viridiplantae, Streptophyta, Zygnematophyceae, Desmidiales, Closteriaceae. The record is from the annotation of a GenBank genome assembly.
AUCCUUGAACUGGUAUCUGCAUCGUAAUUCUUAUGUGAGUUAGGUCAACCCGUCCUACCUUAUAUUUAUCGCUUUCGGGGCCUCGUCGCGAAGCGACGUGUCGUCAGCACGGCAUCGAGCUACGUGUCAUUGGUGGUUGCGUGUCGAGAUUCGGCCGUAAUGGCACUCCCCGCCGCCCUACCAGUCGCGCUAGUAGGAGCUACGCCAAGCACGCUACUAACCACCAGGCGUUCACAUGCAACUAUCUCGCGGUCCAAGUGCUGCUCCCUAAUCUCCCCUCGGAGAAUAAGCAGUCAACGAAACGAAUGCAGUCAACGCAGGCAAGCCAGGCCGGCAGUACACUGUCGAAGAGGGCUAGUGGCUCUUAGCAGUUUCGAGGCGCCUCAAAUCUCGCAGGAGGCUAGUACGGCCGCAGACUCGGGUAUCUCCACAAGCCGCGAUAAUAGCCUCGAGAUCUCCGCGUCUCGGAGCGCCGAUGAGUCUUCGCGGCGCACGCAGCUCGAUCAGAAUCUCUUAGGACUUUCCCCGAAAGUUCGUGAGGAUUUCCAGAAGGAUUCUCUAAGAUCACUAUUCCAACAGGCGGAUCCUCUUUUCGCGCCGCGAUCUGUCCUCGCAGCGGCCGCCGCGCUCACCGCGGCGACGGCUCUUGUCGUCUUGCACGCGGAUAGCGCCGCCGCUGCUGACGUUGCCGCCGCCACCGCCACCGCCGUUGCUGGCGGCGACGCGGUUUCGGCCGCCACGUGGACCAAUCCCCUUCAGCAGGUCGUGGCGGCGGUGGAGCAAGGCGGCGAUGCGGCCGGGCCGCUAGGCGGCGCCGUCUAUUUCGCCGCAGCGUACGCCAUAGCCGCCGUGCUCCUAGUCCCCGCCUCCAUCCUAACUCUCGCGUCGGGUUACCUCUUCGGAGCCGCGCGCGGCACGGCGAUCACUCUAAUCGCCGCGACCCUCGGCGCGUCGGUGGCGUUUCUCGUCGCGCGAUACGCGGCGCGGCCGUUCGUGUCGCGGCAGCUCGCCGGGCGGCUCGGCGAGGGGCGGUUCGAGGCGCUGGACCGCGCGAUCUCGGUGGGCGGGUGGCGGAUCGUGCUGCUGUGUCGACUAUCGCCUAUCUUUCCGUUUUCGAUCUCCAACUACGUAUUCGGAAUCACGGGCAUAGGCUUUUUCGAGUACGUGCUCUCAUCGACCCUCGGCAUGCUCCCUGCCACUUUCGCCUAUGUCUACCUGGGGGGGGCGGGGAGAGUGGCUCUCGAUGCGGUUACCGACGCAACUGGUAAUGCUGCUGCCCAAUCCGGGUUGGAUCCGGUGCAGGUGGGGCUGUAUGUGGUGGGGGCGGUGGCAACUGUGCUGGUAACCAGAGAGGUCUCCUCCCGUGCCACCAAGGCGCUAGAGGAAGCAGCGGCUGACGCUUCUGCUGGUGCUGCUGGUGCUGGUGGUGCUGCUGGUGCUGCUGGUGCUGCUGGUGCUGCUGGUUCUGGUGUUGUUUCCACUGGUAGCGCUGCCAGUGCUGAUGGAAGCUUAGGCAAGGAUGAAUAAAUCUGCUGCUGCUGCUGCUGUUGCUGCUGCUACUGCCGCUGCCCAAUCCAGGUUGGAUCCGGUGCAGGUGGGGCUGUAUGUGGUGGGGGCGGUGGCAACUGUCCUGGUAACCAGAGAGGUCUCCUCCCGUGCCACCAAGGCGCUAGAAGAAGCUUCCGCAGAAGCUGCUGCUGGUUCCGCUUUUGGUUCUGCUGCUAGUUCUGCUGCUGCUAGUGGUGCUGCUGCUGAUGGAAGGGUGGGGAAGGAGGAGUGAUUCUGCUGCUGCUGCUGGUGACGGUGGUGGCGGUAACCAGAGAGGUGUCGUCCCGUGCCACCAAGGCGCUGGAAGAAGCUUCCGCAGAAGCUGCUGCUGGUUCCACUGCUGGUUCUUCUGCUGGUUCUGCUGCUGGUUCUGCUGCUGGUUCCACUGCUGGUUCUGCUGCUUUUUCUGCUGCUUUUUCUGCUGCUGGUUCUGCUGCUGGUUCUGCUGCUGCUAGUGGUGCUGCUGCUGAUGGAAGGGUGGGGAAGGAGGAAUGAUUCUGCUCCUGCUGCUGCUGCUGCUGGCUGUAACCAGAGAGGUGUCGUCUCGUGCUGCCAAGGCGCUAGAAGAAGCUUCCGCAGAAGCUGCUGCUGGUUCCACUGCUGAUUCUGCUGCUGAUUCUGCUGCUGGUUCUGCUGCUGGUUCUGCUGCUGCUGGUGAUGGAAAGGUGUGCACGGAGGAAGAGUUCUGCUGCCGGCUCUGCUGCUGCAGCUGCUGCUGCUGCUGCCUCUACUUCUGCUGCUGCUGCCUCUACUUCUGCUUCUGCUGCUGCUGCUGCUGCUGCUGCUGCUGCCUCUACUUCUGCUGCUGCUGCUGCUGCUGCCUCUACUUCUGCUUCUGCUGCUGCUGCUGCCUCUACUUCUGCUUCUGCUGCUGCUACUUCCUCUACGUCUGCUUCUGCUGCUGCUGCUGCUGCUGCAUCUGCUGCAUCGACCCGGUCUUUAUUGUGACUUUUUUCGGGGUGCAGUUUCAUCCAAUGGUUCACAUCCAACGGUUCACAUCCAAUGGUUCACAUCCAACAGUUCACGUCCAACAGUUCACUUCCAGUCCAGUCGCCAGCUCAGAGCUUGUUGCUUGUCCACUUAUUGCCAGAUCACUCUGCAUCGUCGUGGUACUGCUGGUCACGUUGUCUGUAACAUGUCACCUGUUUGAAUUUCGGUGCACCCUUGUCUAGCUAUACAUGGUGUUGGGAAUACCUCGAAGACUGAAGCGUUUCUGAAGAGUAACACUACACUCGAGGAAAGUCGUAUCUGUUAAAAUUAUAUAAGUUAUAAUUUAUAUAGGCUUGA